Molecule: messenger RNA, 1890 nt
Organism: Petromyzon marinus (sea lamprey)
Lineage: Eukaryota; Metazoa; Chordata; Hyperoartia; Petromyzontiformes; Petromyzontidae
Source: RefSeq, a predicted model, not a curated record
GCCGGUGGAGUGGCGGCCGCGAGGUCCGAAUGGGGGGCCGAAGCGCUCGCAGGGGUCAGCCCGGGCUCAGGAGAGGCCUCGGGCCUGCCGAGGCAGAGGGGGACCACGAUGGCCGCCGCCGCCGCCGCGUCGGCGGUGUCGCCUCCUCAUCCUCAUCCUCCUCAUCCUCCUCCUCCUCAUCCUCCUCAUCCUCAUCCUCAUCAUCCUCCUCAUCCUCCUCCUCAUCCUCCUCCUGGCCUGGAUGUUGUUGGACAGGCGGCCGCUCGGUCCGCUUGGGGGGCCGAAGCGCUCGCCGCCGUCACGCCGUCCUGCCUGCCGGCGGCGGCGGCGGCGGCAGCGGCGGCGGGGAUUGGAGGCUGUGCGGGAGCCGUCGCGUUCCGCCCAAUCGCACCGCGCUACCCCCACGCUCCCGUGCAGCGGCAGCAGCAGCAGCCACAGCAACAACAGCAGCAGCAGCAGCCGCAGCAGCAACAGCAGCAACAGCAGCAGCAGCAGCAGCAACAACAGCAUCAGCAGCAGCCACAGCAACAGCAGCAGCAGCAGCAGCAGCCGCAGCAGCAGCAGCAGCCGCAGCAGCAGAGUCAUCGACGGUUGAACCCCGAGCAACAGCAGGGGUCAGGCAUGAGCUGCUGCCCCGAUGUUCACUUGGAGAGGCUGAGCAGUUGCCUGCAACAGCAGCAGCAACAGCAGCAACAGCAUCAGCAGCAGCAGGCACAAGAUAGGCUUCGGCAUAGCGAGAAGAGUCUGUAUCAGCAGCAGCAGCAACAGCAGCAACAACAGACACAAUCGCACGAUAGGGUGCAACAGGAUGAGUGUCUUUAUCAGCAUCAGCAUCAUCAUCAUCAGCAGCAGCAGCAUCGAUCUCAUGAGAUUCUCCGGCAAGAUCAGAAUGUGUAUGAGCAUCAGCAAAAGCUGCUUUAUCAUCAGCUAGACCACCAGCAGCAGCAGCAACAUCAGCAGCAGCAGCAGCAGCUACAGGCGAAUGAGAGUCUCUAUCAGCAGCAGCAUCAUCAUCAUCAGCAACAGCAGCAGCAGCAGCACGGCGGACUAGAGGAGGAUCGAUGUCUGUAUCAGCAGCAGAUGCUGUUUCGACAGCUGAACCACAACCACCACCACCACCACAACCACAGCAACCACCACCAAUAUCAGCAGCAGCAGCAGCAGCAGAAUGUGAACAUCCGUGAUUCGGCGCUGGGGUUGUCUUUGUCGCAAGACGUCAACUUCCAAGCGAGCAUGGAGCAGGGAUUGGACAUCGCCGAGGAGCUACUGCAUCAUCGGCAGCAGCAGCAGGAUCAGCAGCAGGAUCAGCAGCAGCAGCAGCAGGAUCAGCAGCAGCAAGGGCAGAAUGGGCAGGCGGGCGAUGUCCAGGUGUGUCAACACUCCUUGGAAUCUCAGCUGGAGGACAUUGCCAGCGUGACCCAUCAGCUCUCAAAGUCACAGGUGGUGGAUCCGUUGCCCCCAGCGUUCCCAGUGACCCCCAAAGGAAGCGGCUUGGGAUACGGCGUGGGGUUCGACCUCAACGACUUCAUAGACCAGUCGUUCACCAGCGGACACGGCGGGGACAGGGACGGGUCCGCCGAUUCCGCGUCUCUGUCCGCGUGUCUGCUCACCGAGUGGCUGUCCGGCCGUGAGCUCGACCCGGCGGAGAUGGAGCGGCUCCAGCGGGAUCUGGAUCCCGGGUCCCCACGCUCUCCACCCCCCACCUCGCCGUCAACCCCCCGCCUCUCGGGGGGGCGGGGGGGAGGUCUGAACUAACACUAUUGCAGGCAGUGUCCUCCCCGACUUACGAACGGCCCCGACUUACGAACACGCGCACUUACAAAACCGACUUCCACGAGAUUUGUCUUUUUUUUUUACUUGAACGUGAACUGGCGCAUACCUUUUUUUUUU